CACAUGUGCUUGCACUCUCUCCCUGUCCUCUGUGUCUCCUCAUCCGAUCAGCGGAGCACAGGAGGUGAUUUCUGCCACUUGAUUUAUUAGUCAUCGCUGGUUGUUGGAACAAGCUAAUUAAAAGGAGCGUGAGCGUGUGUGUGUGUUUGUGUGUGUGUGCAUGUGUAUUUGUGUGUGAGAUUUAGAGACUGACGCUGCUGCUGCUUCUUCUGCUGCUGUUGCUGCCGUCCCCUUCAUCAGCUCUCUCACGCUUUGCUGUGGAGCAGGCGAGAGGAGAGGAGAGAGAAGAGGAAGAAGAGGAAGAGAAGGAGGAGAAAGAGAGAAGGGGCAGACACCUGGGUGGAAGGACAUUUUCACACCACUUCCCCUCAUCAUCUCUUCUGACAUGGCCACUGCUUAGGAAUCUGGUGCCGUGGCAACCGUCAGAUCCAAGGAUAAGGUGGUAGAAAGUUGGGCCUGUUCAGGGGGAUGUUCAAAGAAACAAAGAGAGGGAUGGCCGUGGAGGAGAAGCCGGGCGUGAAGAGCAGCAGCUCCAUCGUUCCCUGCUUUCUGUUUGUGGAGCUGGUGAUCAUGGCUGGGACGGUGCUGCUGGCUUACUACUUUGAGUACACGGACACCUUCCCCGUGCACAUCCAGGGCUUCUUCUGUUACGACAAGACCUUCUCUAAGCCCUACCCUGGUCCGGAUGAUACCAGCAAGAUCCCUCCGGUGCUCAUCUACUCGCUCGUCACAGCCAUCCCUACCCUCACGAUUCUUGUUGGAGAGCUGUGCGCCUUCUUCACCAAGGCAGAGGGAACCCAGGAGAAGACCAUUGUGACUGCAGACUGCUGCUACUUCAACCCCUUACUGAGACGCAUAAUACGCUUCUUGGGUGUUUAUGCCUUUGGUCUAUUCACCACGACUAUUUUCGCCAAUGCCGGCCAGGUAGUGACAGGAAACCAGACGCCUCACUUCCUGUCUGCCUGCCGACCAAACUACACAGCAUUAGGCUGCCAGUCCACGAUGCAGUACAUCACAGAGCGACGGGCCUGCACAGGCAACCCACUGAUUGUUAUGUCUGCACGUAAAUCCUUCCCAUCUAAGGAUGCAGCACUCAGCGUCUACUCAGCAGUGUACACAGUGAUGUACGUGACACUGGUGUUCAAAACCAAAGGCACACGGCUCACCAAGCCCACUAUCAGCCUCACGCUGCUUUGUCUCGCCAUGCUAGUCGGUGUGGUCAGAGUGGCUGAGUACCGCAACCACUGGGCUGAUGUCCUGGCGGGAUUCUUCACUGGGGGAGCCAUCGCUGUGUUUUUGGUGACUUGUGUGAUUAACAACUUCCAACAGCUGCAGCCCGGUCUUCCUCCACCGCGACCCCAACGUCCCGAGUCAAUGCUGGGCAUGCCGAUGGUGACACUGCCCUCCGUGGAGAGUCCACUCGAAAAGUUAAGUGGCCCUCAGACUCCGCGGGGAUCUCCGUUCACAGAGAUCACAUGACCAUCAGCCCUAUCGGUUCCCCGCCACCCCCGAUGUCCUCAUACCGUCUCGCUCCAUUUCCAGCGAAGUCUAGACCAGUCGGAGCAGCACUCACCACAAUGCGCCGCCCAUCCGGCUGGGCGGUACACAACAUUGCACCGCUCCUAUUCCACGCAGGUCUAGACCCCCCACCCCUCCUAAUACAUGAUACACAGCACACACAUCCCCCGUUGCCCUCUCAACCCCCGGGGAACCGAUAGGCAAACUCUUCAAAGACUUUCUCUUUGUUGGAAUACCAGUAAAGUAAAGCUCUGAUCAAUAAGUACAGAGUCAGGUACAUCUUUUUUUUCUUUCCUUUUUUUUUCAUGUUGAAAAAUGUAACUAAUUUUUUUAUAUGUAUAUAAACUCAAUCACAUGAAGCUCACUUUCAUCAGCAGUGGUUUGCUCUGUUACAAAAACGAAAUCAAACGGUGACCACUGAGAAUGUCCGCUGCUUCUUUUUCUCCAACCGUACGAGCGCACGCCUGUUUGAGGAAAGAACCCGAAAGGUGAUGGUGAGCUCUCAGGACGCGGCUUUGACGUGCGCCGUGUUGGACCAAAGAAACCCACCUGAGGAAAUGUGUGCUGCUGAGAUUUACCCGUACAAAACAUCCUUUUAGCAAGCCAUAUGAACACACAAACAAACACACUUGCUCUCCUUAUUUCAUCCCAUGCACGUGCACACAGACACACGCAUAAGCACCCACCAGGGUUGAGUAGCAGUGCCCUAGUCAGCUUCGCAUGAGGUUUCCCAGGAUCAAAGGAUCCGUUUCUUAUCCUUCAGCAGAAGCACCAGACAAAAGCAAACAGGAUGAAGGUACAGACAUCUUCACUUGGCUAUCAACUUUGUGUUUUCCGUCGCUCUCAGAUGGUUGCAAUUUUGCCAAAACCUAAUGUGAAACAGAAACACACAUUGGAUGAGACAAACCCAAGCUCCCGAAUGCAGGUGGCACAACAGUGAGCCAAAUUAAGUGCAUCACAUUCAGGAGCAAAUAUUUGUUUUUUGCUUGUUUUUUUUUGUAUUCUUUUGCGAAGAGGAGCCUUCAUACAGGACACUUCUCUGUGAUGCCAACUGACUUUUAAAAAAAAUGUCUCUUUCAUUUAACUGUGGAACAGCAUCGCUCAUCCCGAAGUGGCGUCUCCUUUGGCUGCGUCGUGUAAUUACUGUGAUUUAUUUCUGAGAUUUUAUUGAUAUAUUGAUUUACUGACGUUUGUGUAUAUACGGCGUGGUUGCCAUAAGCGCUCCGUGUGGCGUGACAGUUUUGCUGAUUUUGAUUUGCACACUCCCUCACGAUCCACUUUUGUCUUUUGUUCUCUUCAUUUGCCUUUGUUUGCUUUUCCUUUCUUUACAAAUACAUUUUGUUUUUUACAUUCUCCAUUUAUCUCUCUUCUCUGUGGUGUCUGUAUCUAGGUUAAUAUGCCAUCACUGUGCUGUGAAAUGUUUCCCUCUGCUGGACAAACAAACACACACACACACACACAAACACACACACACAAGCACAGACACACAAAGCACAGAAGACCUCGUUUUACAGACGUAAACUCUAACAUAUUUGAAAGCACGCACAUGCACAAGCACACUUAUACCCCCUACUUGCUACUGUACUUUCCUUCUCCUCUUCCCCACUUUCUAACACCGAACCUGUAAGAUAUUGUACAUAGCUCUUUUUUCUAUUGAGAGUGUGAUUUUUACACAAGCAUCACCAAGACUCUGUGUGGCGAUUGAAGGAAAAUCUUGUUUUUGUUACAAUGAUGGAGAAUUCGAGCAGACGUGCUGAACCACUCUGACCCAUCAGUUGGAAAGUACUCAGAUGACUCACUUUUUGUUUCAAUUUGCUGCGUCUGUCUGUUGGACUGAAUAAAGCUGGAUUGGAAAAGUCAUUUUACUCUGACAUCAGACACUAUGUGAUCCUGACUUUCUGAGUUUUAUUAGGCCAUUUUCACUUUCCUUUUUUCAUGCUUUGAUCAUCCAUCCAUCCAUCCUCUACUUUUCAGUUGUGAUGGGGCAAGAGUGAGGUUACAUCCCAGACAGGUCAACAGUUUAUAGUGGGGCCAUAAAUUUAAAGCAUAGAUAUCUAAACACCCUAAGAGAUCUAUUUUUCCUUUUUCAAGGCAAUAGGUCAAGCUGUGAACACACAUUUCACAAAUUAUUGCAUUCUAGUUAGCACUAAUAUUUUAUCUAACAGCUUUCACAUCCAACUUAACAGAUUAAGAGCUUUAAUUUGAUGAAUGGUGUAAUAUUAAUGAUGAAUGGGCAUAUUUUCUAUUUUGGUUCUACUAUGCUCUACUAUGAUCACCAGCCAGCUGCUAACUUUGUUUGUCUGCUGUCUACUUGGACCAGUUUUACAGUUACCAGAGGUUUCCCCACUGAAGGGAGCUUACUGCUCUUAAGUCUUAAUUAUCUGGCAUAAAGUGAGACUCAUUCAUGAUACCAGCAGAUCAGCUGAUCCUCAUGCUAUUCCACAUUAGCUGAUCCGACUUAUGCUAUUUGAGUUGGUGUAGCCUGUCUGCAGUUAAUGCACUUCUGCAAGCUGCUUUGCAACCCACCUUGAUCACUACCCCUUCUCGAAUGCUCUAUCUGACUUCAUCAAUGUCAUGUCUAUUGUGUAAUAAAGCCGCAAGGUCCCAGAAAAGAAUAAUUGUUGCAGAUGGAAAGGCAUGUAUCGCUUUUGGUUCCCCAUUCAUGUGGAUGUAAGAUAAAGAUGGCCCAAUUUUCUGAUGAUAGGCCUGUGUUGUAAAUAUGUGCCUCUCUGGCUAUUCAUUAGCAUUAUAACAUUAGUGAUAAUACGCCAUCAGACUGCGUGACAACAACUAAAUCCUCCAUCAGCCUACAUAUCUUUAAGUUUUUUGUUAACCUUCCUUACGAACGCUCCACUCACACUCUAUGUGGCUGUCAUAGGUAUCACUUUGGAAAUUAAAACAAAAAGAACAUAACUUCUCUUCAUUUUAUUUUUUUUUAAUUGUGCUCAGCUAAAUAAAAAUGACCAUCUUUUGGAGAUCCAAAUCUAGCACCCAGUAGAUUUUAUUUUUCAUUAUAGCUUCUACUUAACCAAAAGCAUGUGUUUGACCAUUGAGAAUAUGUGCUAAACUACCCUUAUAUAGUUCCCUGAUGGAUGCUAAGCUUCAUUAUCAUCAGCAUCUUGUACUUGUGAGAGGUUUGAUUUCACUGAAAAAACAAAUAAAUAAAUAAUCAAAACUGUGACAUUUUGAUGGCUCAGAGAGCCAGGGCUACUUAUACCACAUAGUGUACCUGCAACUUUGUGAAGCUGAGUCAGACAUGUGACCUUUGCUGCAUGAUGGCCCUUUGUUUCAUGUGUUUCCUCAUUUCUUUCCAGUCUUCAAUGUCCCAGUGAAGCAGAAAUGCCUUAAGAUAAUCUUGAUGACAAAAUGUAACGAAAGUGUUUUCUAAGCAGUGACUGGCUGUAAUUUCAUUUGCAAGUGCGAAUUUGUCAUUUGUCCAAAUUCUCUGUGAAUCCUCUGUGAUCCAAAAUGCACAAAUGAGACACAAUCAAACAUGAAAGGUAAACACGCCCGCCACGAAGACUCGGAUUCUCCACCGGCUCGACUGCCGUCGCCGCAGCUUUACUUUCCUGUAAAGUCUUCGGUAACACAUGUUUAAAAAUCAAACAACAAACACGCUGCAGUUGACUGACAUGUGAAUAAAAAGCACCAGUCUCCUUCAGAUCUGCUACUCAGAGGCAGGACCGUGUUUCCUUUGAUCCUGAUGCAGCAAACCCUCUGUUUUUGUAAAGAUUUGUGUGAUGAGAACAAUAAAUGGAUAUUGAAAUAAGAAAA
Molecule: messenger RNA, 5292 nt
Organism: Maylandia zebra (zebra mbuna)
Lineage: Eukaryota; Metazoa; Chordata; Actinopteri; Cichliformes; Cichlidae
Gene: plppr2a
Product: phospholipid phosphatase related 2a
Biological process (GO): signal transduction; phospholipid metabolic process; phospholipid dephosphorylation
Cellular component (GO): plasma membrane
Molecular function (GO): phosphatidate phosphatase activity
Source: RefSeq, a predicted model, not a curated record